AUAAACCGUUGAAGUGCAUUACAUAUGUACACAGCCAUGGGAUCUUUAGCUUUUCAUAAAGUAUGCCCUCUGUCUUACUGCCUUAUCUUGUACAUACCACUUCUUUUAUCGCCAAGUCACAUUGCUUUUGCUUCUGCUAGUCCUACUACUGAAGCUGAAGCACUUCUCAGAUGGAAAGCCACCUUUGAGAACCAAACUCCUCUCCAAAAUCUCACCUCUUGGACUUACUUUCCCAGAAAUAAUGGUGCCUACAAUUCUUCAAGCAAUUCUAAAACGCAAGCACCCCCAUGCUUUUGGACAGGUAUUUCAUGCAAUGCUGUUGGAAGUGUCAUUGCGAUACACCUUACCAAUUUCAAUAUACAAGGUACGCUACAUGAAUUUUCAUUCUCAUCCUUCUCCAAUCUUGAACACCUUUACCUCAAUGUCAACAAUCUCUCUGAUGUCAUUCCACCUCAAAUUAGGUUCCUUUCCAAACUCAUCUAUCUUGAUCUCUCUAACAAUCAUUUUGUAGGGAGUAUUCCACCAAAAAUUUGUAUCCUGCAAAAUCUUACCCAUAUUUGGCUCUAUCAAAAUAACCUGUCUGGUACAAUUCCUAAGAAAAUAGGGAACCUAAAAUCUCUUGUCCACCUAGUGAUUAGCUAUAAUCAACUCAAUGGUUCAGUCCCAGCAUCAAUGGGUGAUCUAACAAACCUCACCUUACUUUAUCUCUCCAAUAAUAAUCUUUCUGGCACGAUUCCUAAAGAGAUAGGGAAAUUGAAAUCUCUUGUAGAGCUACACUUGUCCAAUAACAAUUUAACAGGUCCUAUCCCUCCAAAUAUUGGAAACUUAAGAAAGCUAAUUGUGUUAUACCUGAACGACAAUCAUCUUUAUGGUUCAAUUCCUAAAGAGAUAGGUAACUUGAAAUCUCUUGUGAAGCUUUAUAUGAAUGGGAAUCAACUCAGUGGUUCAAUCCCAGCAUCUCUAGGUGAUCUCACAAACCUCACCCUUCUCUAUCUCCAUGGCAAUAAUCUUUCUGGCACAAUUCCUAAAGAGAUAGGGAAGUUGAAAUCUCUUUUGGAGCUCUAUUUGAGUACAAAUCAGUUCAAUGGUUCAAUCCCAACAUCACUAGGUGAUCUCACCAACCUUACCAUUUUCUAUCUCAACUAUAAUAAUCUUUCUGGUUCAAUUCCUAAAGAGAUAGGUAACUUGAAAUCUCUUAUGAAACUCUGUUUGUUUGAUAAUCAUCUCAGUGGUUCAAUCCCAACAUCCUUAGGUGAUCUCACAAACCUUACCCUUCUCUAUCUCUACAAUAAUAGUCUUUCUGGUUCAAUUCCUCAGGAGAUAGGUAACUUGAAAUCUCUUGUGAGUCUAGAUUUCGCUGAGAAUCAGCUCAAUGGUUCAAUUCCUGCUUCCAUUGGUAACUUGAGCAACUUGGAAUGCUUAUACUUAGGAGAUAACCAACUCUCUGGCUCCAUUCCCCAAGAGAUAGAAAACCUCAAGAAUUUGACUAAUCUAUUAUUGUUUAACAACCAUUUUUCUGGUUGUUUACCGCAAAAUAUUUGCAACGGUGGACUACUCGCAAACUUUUCAAUAGCCAAUAACCAUUUGACUGGUCCAAUCCCCAAAAGCUUGAAAACCUGCAGGAGCUUCACAAGACUUCGUCUUAAUGGGAACAAAUUGACGGGAAAUAUAUCUGAAGACUUUGGUAUCUAUCCAAAUCUUCAUUUUAUAGAUCUGAGCCACAAUAACUUCUAUGGGGAAAUCUCACAAAAAUGGGGACAAUGCCUACAAUUAGAAACCUUGCUAAUUGCAGGAAACAACCUUACUGGUAGCAUACCUCCAGAGAUUGUCAGUGCACAAAAAAUUCAUGAGCUCGAUCUUUCUUCAAAUCACUUAGUUGGGGCGAUUUUGAAGGUAUUCGGGAGAAUGACUUCUUUGCAGAAGUUGAUGUUAAAUGGAAAUCAACUUUCAGGCUGUAUACCCUUGGAAUUAGGAUCACUAAUUGAUCUUGAAUAUCUAGACUUGUCAUCGAACAAACUGAAUGGGCCAAUUCCAAGCAUUUUAGGUGACUUUCUCAAAAUGUACCAUUUGAAUUUGAGCAAGAACAAUUUCCCACAAGCAAUUCCGCUGAAAUUGGGGAAGUUAGUUCAUUUAACCGUACUUGAUUUAAGUCACAACACACUUGAAGGCAGCAUACCACCAGAAAUCACCACUAUGGAGAGUUUGGAGAUGCUCAAUCUUUCCCACAACAAUCUUUCAGGUUUCAUACCAUCAAGUUUUGAAGGCAUGCAUGGCUUAUCGUAUGUUGAUAUAUCUUACAAUGAAUUGGAAGGUCCCAUUCCCAACAACAGAGCAUUUCAGGAAGCUCUUCCAGAGGCUUUACAAGGGAACAAAGGAUUGUGUGGCAACGUAAAAGGUUUGCAACCCUGCAUGCAUGGCUCGAGAAAGGACCACAAACGGGUAUUUAAAAUCACAUUCUCCCUUCUAGCGGCAAUUUUGCUUCUUUCUGCUUUCUUUACAACUGUCUUCAUAGUGGAAAGAAAGAACAAGCAUCACGAUAAAGGAGAAAAAAAUGUGCAAGAAGAAAUAUCAUUUUCAGUUUUGAAUUUUGAUGGGAAGUCAAUGUAUGAGGAAAUCAUAAGGGCGACAGAAGACUUUGAUUCCAUAUAUUGCAUCGGAAGUGGAGGACAAGGUAGCGUCUACAAAGCAAAUUUAUCGUGUGGCAACGUAGUGGCUGUGAAGAAACUCCAUCAACUGGGGGAUGGCGAGAAGAUUUUGGAGAAGGGAUUCUUGAAUGAAAUAAGAGCACUAACAGAGGUAAGACACCGGAACAUUGUGAAGCUUUAUGGUUUCUGUUUGCACUACCGACACUCGUUCUUGGUGCACGAGUUUCUUGAAAGAGGUAGCCUGGCUACAAUUUUGAGCAAAGAUGAAGAAGCCAAAGAAGUGGGGUGGAGAAAAAGGGUUAAUAUGGUUAACGGUGUAGCUCAUGCCUUGUCUUACAUGCACCACGAUUGUGUACCACAGAUUGUACAUCGGGACAUAUCAAGCAAAAAUGUUUUGCUGGAUUCUGAGUACAAGGCCUCUAUUUCAGACUUUGGCACAUCUAAAGUUUUGAAUCCAGACUCAACUAAUUGGACUAGCAUUGUAGGAACAUAUGGAUAUGUUGCACCUGAGCUUGCAUAUACAAUGGAAGUGAACGAAAAAUGCGAUGUUUAUAGCUUUGGAGUGGUCGCAUUGGAAAUAGUCAUGGGAAGGCAUCCCGGAGAUAAGUUCUCAUCAUUCUCAUCAGUGCCUUCUUCGUCCUCAUCAUCAUCGUCAUCUGCAUUACUAGCCCAUCAAAUGCCGAUCGUGGACGUUAUGGACCAACGCAUAUCGCCUCCAACGCAUCAGGAAGCAGGGGAAGUUCUCUCUCUUGUGAGGAUUGCGUUUUCCUGCUUGCAUCCCAAUCCGCAAUCUCGUCCAACAAUGAAACAAGUUUCUCAACUCCUCUCAACUCAGAAGUUGCAUUUGUCGAAGCCAUUACAUAUGAUAGCCUGUGGUGAAUUGCUUGCUCUCGAUCCUUUGACUGGCCGAGAAUCAUAGAAAGUGGGUAUUUCUUAUAAAUAAGUUUCCCUCUCUCAAGUUUCAUUUUAGAAGAAAGUUUGUUUAUAUGUUUCCCUUAUUGUGAUUUAUUUCGUGCACUUGUUUGCUAUAACUCUAUAUGUUUUCAUGCACUUGUCCAUUGUACAUCAUAAUUUAAAAUUCAAAAGGAAGAAUUUGCUUAGGGACAUUCAAUGUUCCUUGUUUGAUUCAAUUCACCUGUAAUAAAAUCUCUAGUAAUUAUAAUUCGUGUUGGGCACAUAAAUGCUACUGAAUGAAAGGCGAUCCGAAAAACAUAUGCUGACGCAUGCCUAUGGAGAAUAUUAUCCGAAAACAUUACCAGCGACUUUGAGGUCAGUUUAGGAAUGCUCUUUCUUUUUGCAUUGGUUCAAUACUUUGACAGAAUGCUCUUCCUAAACUGGUAAAAUGGUUCAACCAAGGCACGCUUGAUCUUUUGGGAGGAAGCAAGUGCGUAGUUGGAAUGACUGUCGUAUUUGGGUUUCUGAAGUUUUCUUAAUCAGAGGAUUGUACUGCUUUGGACACUUGAUCCUCCUGAAUGCCACGCAAUUUUGGCCAAUGACGCAACACAGGAACUAAU
Pyrus x bretschneideri (Chinese white pear) is the source of this 4159-nucleotide messenger RNA. RefSeq names its product probable leucine-rich repeat receptor-like protein kinase At1g35710. Gene Ontology annotation, biological process: protein phosphorylation; hormone-mediated signaling pathway. Lineage: Eukaryota; Viridiplantae; Streptophyta; Magnoliopsida; Rosales; Rosaceae. Gene Ontology annotation, molecular function: protein kinase activity; ATP binding; protein binding. Gene Ontology annotation, cellular component: plasma membrane. The transcript has 2 exons. The record is from RefSeq and is a predicted model, not a curated record. The coding region runs from base 25 to 3564 and encodes 1179 amino acids.